Messenger RNA from Trypanosoma cruzi, 809 nucleotides. Its product is annotated as phosphatidylinositol-4-phosphate 5-kinase-like protein. Gene Ontology annotation, biological process: microtubule-based movement. The transcript has a single exon. The annotation marks the transcript as partial. Gene Ontology annotation, molecular function: ATP binding; microtubule binding; microtubule motor activity. Lineage: Eukaryota; Euglenozoa; Kinetoplastea; Trypanosomatida; Trypanosomatidae. The record is from RefSeq and is a predicted model, not a curated record.
UGGCCUACGUUACUCUAGGUGCGAUUUACACUGGCAAGACAGUCAUUUUUGAUACAUUUGUUCCAUUAGCCAUAAACACCCUUUGUAUUCACUCUCAACGAUUCCCCGUGGACAAGUACGCCUUGACCUACAAGGUGGGUGCUUUGGCGAUUGGUGCCUGUGGGGCGAUUGACUGUGAGACGGGCUCCACCGUGACUGAGAUUCGACGCGAUGCCUACGGUUUCACUGUUCCUAUAGGUGUAACAUUUGUCGAGACGACUGGCGCCGAUAUUCUUUCCACCGUGGAAAGGUUAAGAAAACGAAAGCCGCGUGAUCUUCGUUGUCACAUAUGGAUUCAGAUUCAGUGUGUGAUUCUUCACAGAGUGCGACAGACGUCCACAGUGGGACGUCUGACACUCGUGGAUUUGUGUGGUCCCGGGCCCCUUCCUACACAGAAGGAGGAUGUGGCCAGUGCUCGGUUUGCGAACCGUUCUUUUGGACAUAUUGUCGCGGUGCUGGAAUCUCUCCAGGAUUCACAAGGUGUAGUGCAGUACAACAAAUCCCUGGAGACUGCUCUACUCUCUGAUGUCUUUGGUGGGAAUGCACUGACCGCCAUUUUUGGUACCCUUUCUUCUGCAGUGGAAAGCGUUAGCGAGAGCCGCCAGACGUUGCGGGCCCUGACGAUGGCGUCGAAGGUGGUGAACCGUCCCAUAUUGCCGCGCUUUGUCAGCAGCGACGAACUCCGGUGGCGGGAAGUAGUCGCUGCAACAAGUUCUGCAGAGGUGGCGUCGCCAUGUCUAUUGGAAGUAGAUGAAUUGCGAGACAUGUAG